Molecule: messenger RNA, 606 nt
Organism: Nicrophorus vespilloides
Lineage: Eukaryota; Metazoa; Arthropoda; Insecta; Coleoptera; Silphidae
Product: ventral anterior homeobox 2-like
Exons: 1
Coding region: 1-606 (201 amino acids)
Biological process (GO): regulation of transcription by RNA polymerase II
Cellular component (GO): nucleus
Molecular function (GO): DNA-binding transcription factor activity, RNA polymerase II-specific; RNA polymerase II cis-regulatory region sequence-specific DNA binding
Source: RefSeq, a predicted model, not a curated record
AUGGCGCAAGAGCAAGCUAGUGAAAACGCUGGAAGCGUAGCAAGACCGAGGAGAGCUCGCACCUCCUUCACGUCUUUCCAGCUGAACAAGCUGGAGGAGACGUUCAAGAAGGUGCAAUUCAUCUCAAGACCGGCGAGGUACAACCUCUCGCUGGAACUGAAUCUGCAGGAGAAGAAGAUCAAAAUUUGGUUUCAAAAUCGCAGAAUUAAGGAGAAUAUUAAAGUUGCUGCGAAUAUGGCAACGGCCAUGAACUCUCCGUCGAUUUUGGAACAAAACAACCAUCAACAGUCAUCAACUACAUGGUACAAUUCAAACUCUUCGCUGACGAUGGAUCAAGAUCUUGGAUACGCAAGCAACGUACAAUCUUCAGCAUCAAAUUCUCCAAAUCAACAAAUUCCUUUUCAAAACAUCAAUUUUCCAGGACCGUCGUCAUCCUUAAUUCCAUUAUCGACUUAUCAAUCCCCAGUUAAUCCAAUCUCACCAUCGACUUGCCAUUCAAAUUCGCCGCCGCUGAAUCUGUCUGCGUAUGAAUUCAACAUCAAUACUUCCAGCGAAGAGCAGGAAUACGACUACUCCGACCUUUUGGAAAUUAUUAAAGAUAUAUAA